Lagenorhynchus albirostris (white-beaked dolphin) is the source of this 2268-nucleotide messenger RNA. It is a transcript of the gene SPG21, whose product is annotated as SPG21 abhydrolase domain containing, maspardin. Gene Ontology annotation, cellular component: cytosol; trans-Golgi network transport vesicle. The transcript is spliced from 10 exons. The record is from RefSeq and is a predicted model, not a curated record. The coding region runs from base 685 to 1698 and encodes 337 amino acids. Gene Ontology annotation, molecular function: CD4 receptor binding. NCBI's taxonomy places the organism in Eukaryota, Metazoa, Chordata, Mammalia, Artiodactyla, Delphinidae.
GGGUUAAAAGGGACUCUAGGAUUGCCUAGUUUGGCCUGCUUAGGAUGUAGUCAUUUAUUUAGUCAACAGAUAAUGCCUGCUGUGUACCAAGCACUGUCCAACGCUUUGGAGAGAGAGUGGUGAAAUAGUCACAGAUGAGAAAACAGCCCAAAAAGGGUCAGUGACUUUUCCAACGUCACAGAGCUAUAAAAGCUGGAAAUCACUAAUCUCACAACAGAAGACCACAUAUUUUUUCUAAAGGCACAUGUUUUGUUUUGUUGCUAGUUAUUGUGCCUUCAGGUCUAUUCUGGUAUCUUAUCAUGGAUCUUUCAGAGUACAUUAUAUCACUUUUAACCACAUCCAUAUGAACAGCAAGUUUUCCUGUAUUUUGCAUUAAAAACUAUGUGUGAGUUUCUGAAGCUAUGUUCCCCUAGAGUGAGAUUUACGGCAUUUUAUGAAUUUAUGAGGAAGCAGGCUUACAUUAACUCCUUUUUCUAGUAUGGACUGUUCUCUAGAAUUUUAUCAGACAGGAAUAUCUUUAUUAGCAUAGAUUCUUAAGAUCUUGUCAAAAGAUAGGUUAUGCUACUGCAUUUGGAAUCAUUUAACUAGGACAGACAGUCAGGUGUCAGAAAAGGCUGUCCUGUGUCUGGUCCUGGUUUUACAAUAGCCGUGGGAUCUUGGGGUUAACCUCCAUUUCAGCUAAUCAUGGGAGAGAUUAAAGUCUCUCCUGAUUAUAACUGGUUUAGAAGUACAGUCCCCCUUAAAAAGGUUGGAAUUUACCGCAUACCACUGUCAGAGGUUACUGAGAUUUUGUUUACUACAAUCAUAGCAAAAAGAAACAGGAAAAGCAAAAAUAUUAUUGUGGAUGAUGACGACAGUAAGAUCUGGUCGCUCUACGAUGCAGGCCCCAGAAAUAUCAGGUGUCCUCUCAUAUUUCUCCCUCCCGUCAGCGGAACUGCUGAUGUAUUUUUCCGGCAGAUUUUGGCUUUGACUGGAUGGGGUUACCGGGUUAUAGCUUUGCAGUAUCCAGUUUAUUGGGACCAUCUUGAAUUCUGUGAUGGAUUCAGAAAACUUUUAGACCAUUUACAGUUGGAUAAAGUUCAUCUCUUUGGGGCUUCUUUGGGAGGCUUUUUGGCCCAGAAGUUUGCUGAAUACACUCACAAAUCUCCCAGAGUCCAUUCUCUCAUCCUCUGCAAUUCCUUCAGUGACACUUCUAUCUUUAACCAAACAUGGACUGCAAACAGCUUUUGGCUGAUGCCGUCAUUUAUGCUCAAAAAAAUAGUUCUUGGAAACUUUUCAUCUGGCCCAGUGGACCCUAUGAUGGCUGAUGCCAUUGAUUUCAUGGUGGACAGGCUGGAAAGUUUGGGGCAGAGUGAACUGGCUUCAAGACUUACCCUGAAUUGUCAAAAUUCUUAUGUGGAACCUCAUAAAAUUCGGGACAUCCCUGUAACCAUCAUGGACGUGUUUGACCAGAGUGCACUUUCAACUGAAGCUAAAGAAGAAAUGUACAAACUGUAUCCUAAUGCCCGGAGGGCUCACCUGAAAACAGGAGGCAAUUUCCCUUACCUGUGCAGAAGUGCAGAGGUGAAUCUCUAUGUACAGAUACAUUUGCUGCAAUUCCACGGAACCAAAUAUGCGGCCAUUGACCCAUCGAUGGUCAGUGCUGAGGAGCUCGAGGUGCAGAAAGGCAACCUUGGCAUCAGUCAGGAGGAGCAGUAGCUGUUAGAGUUGGCUCUUAGUGAUGAGUGAUCCAGUGUGUCCGUACAAUCAGUGACAUCAGUGCCCACCAGUCGGCCUCUCUCUUCGGUUUGUCAGGUUCACCGGUUAUCACUGUGUUUGGAACUAGGACUGAUUGAUUGUCAUCUUCGUGACAGGCGGCAGCUCUUCUAAGCCAGUGUAACUAUUCCCUCUUCAGUUUUUUUAGCUUUUGAACUUAACGAAGUACUUUUGAAGAUUCCCAUUUUAAGAAUUGUGAAAAUUUUGCUACCAAAAGUCUUCACCACUGUGUUGUUAAGUGAAUAUUAAUUUCUGAAUUGGGGGAUUCUGUGGAUUUUUUUCCUUUCCUUUCUGUUAUUUGCUGUAAAUGCUGCACAUCCACAUUGUGUAUCAGAAGGACAUUGGUUAUUUUUAUGCUUUCUUGGUUAUAACUUAUCAGAGUGCCAAGGCUGUCACCCACUGUUUGCUCUCCUGCAAAUGAACUACUUCUAAUUUCCAGUUAAGCAGAUUGUUUUCAGUUUGGGCUGUUGUCUUUAUACCCAUUACAGUCUUUGGAAUAAAAAUUCAAUUUGA